CGUGAUCAUUUUUACAACUAUUUAGCGAAACUAUUAUGAUGUUUAUUAACUAUUUCAAAAGAAAACUUGAUUAAUUAAACCAUGCAAUACGUUUGAAACAUCAUGGUAACUAUUGGUUUCUAUUAAGUUACGUCACAGAUCAUUUCCAACAACUCAAUAUUUCUUUUUUAAGCAUAACCACAAAGUCGAGAUCGUGAGAUAUUAAAUGAAACUUAAAUGUUCUAGGUUACGACCUCAUCAGUUUACCAAGGUGAAUCGAGCUAUUUAUAAUUAUACCAAUAAAAUUCUACACAAAAGAAAUUACCAUUUCAUGAUAUCUGCGAUUAAUGAAUAUUAUAUUGGGAAAGCUGGUACAUUAUUUAUUUCACGUGAAGAACGCAGUAAUGAUAUCAUCCAACGUAUGUGUACAUAUACUUCAGAAAAUAUAUUGUAUAGAAUAUAAAGUACGUGUCUAGUGGUAAAGUUGGUUGAAACGACUGUUUCUCCUCAAUGAAAAGUAUUUUCAAUUAACGUACCGGGAACAUGGAACUUAUAUAGAUCAUAUAAAGUAUUAUGCAAGCAAUUUACAAACUCAAAGUAUAAUUGUGUUGGCGAUGCUUGACGAGUUACGAGAGCAAAACCUAUCAGAACUUUCGGAAGAUUUAAUGACAGUAAAUUUGUACUUAAAUAACAUCGGAGGACAUCUGUACAUGUUUAUAAAUAAAGAGGACGACAAAUUUAAAUUUGUAACGGAUGGACAAAUUUUACGAGAAGGUUUUAAAAUCAACUACAAAUUAAUUACAGAAAAACUAUCUGAAUUCUUGAAUGCUAAUAUGUGUCAUAAUUUUUUCGUUGAUUUGUUUCAAAUUAAAAAAAUUGACAAAAAGUUUCAUAUUUUGUCUGAUAAUUUCCAAAAAUGUGAUACAGAAGAUCCUGAUGUAAUUUAUAACUGUUUAAAUGAAAUGAAAAAUAAAUCUAACAGGAUUUUUUGGGACACUAUACAAAAAAAAAAUUACGUUGAUUAUCAUCCAUCAAACUUGUUGUUAUAUAAUAUAAUGCAUCCCUAUAGUAAAUAUAAUAAAGAAAAUAUUAAAGUUAAUGACGGCUUAGCUUUAUUAAGAAAUGUUAAAGUUUUUACCGACUCAAAUGAAGUAUAUAGUGUCGUUAAUCUAUACGAAAAGGCAAUUUUAAAUUUUGAUGUGGAAUUUAUAAAAUAUUAUCAUCAUCAAAUAAUUGCUGCUACGAUACAUCCAGUUUUUACUGCGGUUGUGGAUUUUUUAAAUACGUUUAAUAAGGUACAUACUACACGAUAUUAUUUAUGCAAAUCCCAAGUCAAUAUUUAUAAUUUUCGAGUGUUAAUCAAAUAUAUUUUGCAAAAGAUUGUAAGCUCUAAUUUAUAUAAUAAUGAAAUCAACGAACUCUUAAAAGAGUUGUGUCAAAAAAUGUCAGAUUACAUAUGGUACCUCAAACCAAAAAACUUGCAUUCUGUUAUUCAAAAAAUGUCAAAAAUUAUGUUCAUGAAUAAAUUAAAAUUUAAUGGAAACAUUCAAGAUUUUGACAAUAAACUAAAAUAUUUUGAGUGCAGAAAUAUCGUUGAUAAAACUAAUGAAAAUAUUGAAGAAAUGAAAAAGUAUGUCACUAAUCUUGUGAAGAAUCAAUAUUUGUUAAUGAAUAUCCAAAAGAUAUUUAAUUAUAAAAGUAGCAUUGUUGAACCACUAACGAAAACAGAAAGCAAUGUAAAAGAAAUUUUGUGUUAUUACAAUAGAGAAAAAUUAUAUUCCAAAAGUAAUUUUAAAUUAAGAAACAACAAAAAGGAACAAUUAUAAUGAGCAUAAAUCAAGUCUACAUAGAAAUAUUAUUUUAUUUUUUUUUUUCUAUGUAUUAAAAAUUAAUAAAUUAAAAUAAUAAAAGUUUUUGAGUAUUUUCAGGAAGCAGGUAAUUCAUUUUCAGUAUAUUUUUUGUAGAGCAAAACAAAUAUUUAAUUUCAAUAGUUUUUGUGUAAAUUAAUCAAAAAAAAUAAA
Daktulosphaira vitifoliae (grape phylloxera) is the source of this 2000-nucleotide messenger RNA. RefSeq lists its product as uncharacterized. The transcript has 6 exons. The coding region runs from base 594 to 1805 and encodes 403 amino acids. Lineage: Eukaryota; Metazoa; Arthropoda; Insecta; Hemiptera; Phylloxeridae. The record is from RefSeq and is a predicted model, not a curated record.